AUGAAACGAUCUUUUGAACAAGAAGGAGCUCCACUCCUCCCAACAACAAGCACUGGAUCUUGCAGAAAGAAAGUAAAACCCAACAUGAACCACCAUCAUGUGGAUUCGGAACAACCGUCGUUUACUUCUCAAAAAACAUCGAUGGAUGGGAUUCUUUUUCAGCUCGAUGAUGAUUCCUUUUCAGUUGUUUUUUCCUUUCUUCAUCCUCUUCAUGAUCUUCUCGGAAGUAUCAUGAGAACGUGUAAGAGAUUUUAUCAUUUGACUGGAGGCAUUGCUUUGGAUUCUAACAGUGAUGAUUCUCAUCAAGGAGCCAAGCAACAACCCCUCGUGAGGCAUCUUCUCGAGAAGAAAGGCCGAAAUUGUUACCCUCUCUAUGAAAAGGUAUCAUUGGCUUUCAAACCCGAAGGUUGUCCUUCCAGGUAUUUUGUUGGCAAAAAGAAUAUUCACUUCUCGAGUGAUUUCAUGUUGAGAUUAUUCAAAAUUAUGUUCAAGUGCAAUCCUGUGAAGGGUUGCAAAUAUUUGGAUUUGGGAAGAGUUGGCGAUUGUAAUGAUGUUAUUGGAAUGACCUUUUCUAUGAAAAUGUUUAACUUUGCAUUGCAAAGCGGAGUGUUCACAGGUUUGAAACGAUUGAGAUUUGGUGAUCAAUUCCAAAUAUUUGUCACUCAUUUGAAAAAGAAUGAAAUUCAGGUGUUACUCGAGUGGUUUUCCACCUUGAAAGAUUUGGAACAUUUGGAAGUGCCUCAACAGGAUUCGUUCGAAAACCAUCAAGAUGCAGCAGCUGCAACACAUUCUUUCUCCUAUUUGUUGUACAAGACUCUCCUCACACACUGUACACAACUCAAAUCAUUGAAAAUAGGGCUAAAUUGUGUACAAUCAUUUGGAGACCUUGUCUUUGACAGUUUGGAAGAAUUACAUCUUGACUUUUUUUUAUCCAGAAGAGAAUUAUGA
Naegleria fowleri is the source of this 948-nucleotide messenger RNA. RefSeq lists its product as uncharacterized. The record is from RefSeq and is a predicted model, not a curated record. NCBI's taxonomy places the organism in Eukaryota, Heterolobosea, Eutetramitea, Acrasida, Naegleriidae. The coding region runs from base 1 to 948 and encodes 315 amino acids. The transcript has a single exon.